Tigriopus californicus is the source of this 2632-nucleotide messenger RNA. It is a transcript of the gene Pms2, whose product is annotated as mismatch repair endonuclease PMS2-like. Gene Ontology annotation, cellular component: MutLalpha complex. The record is from RefSeq and is a predicted model, not a curated record. Lineage: Eukaryota; Metazoa; Arthropoda; Copepoda; Harpacticoida; Harpacticidae. Bases 47 to 2305 code for a protein of 752 amino acids. The transcript is spliced from 4 exons. Gene Ontology annotation, biological process: mismatch repair. Gene Ontology annotation, molecular function: ATP hydrolysis activity; ATP binding; mismatched DNA binding.
GGCGCUUGGCGGGACUCAUGGCCAGAAUCCAAAGUUCCCAAGUUUUAUGGUUGUUCUCAACCAAGAUUUCCACACUUCCCACCGACUUACACGCACUGGUCCGACAUUCGUUCGAAAUCGGAAAGCCUAUGCGAUGAACACCAACACAAAGAGGCUGAGCCACAGACCAAGUUCCCACGGCCCAUCCAUUCAACGCGUUGAUUUGGACACCGUUCAUCGGAUUUGCUCCGGACAGGUGGUUCUGACGUUGAGCACGGCUGUAAAGGAGCUCGUGGAGAAUAGUUUAGACGCGGGCGCCCAAGCCAUUGAGGUCAAACUGACCAAUCACGGACUCGGUCGCAUUGAAAUUACGGAUGACGGGCAUGGGAUCCCACCUGAGAACUUUCAAGCCUUGACUUUAAAGCAUCACACCUCCAAGAUUCAGGCCUUCCAUGAUUUGGAAUCCGUGGGUACUUUUGGUUUUCGAGGCGAGGCCUUGAGUUCAUUGUGCGCCUUGAGUCAUCUUCGGGUGAACACGCGUCACUCGUCUCAGAGUCUGGGCUGUGACUUGACCUUUGACGCACAAGGCACCUUAACGCAGACGGAGAGCAUUGUACGCAAUUUGGGCACAUCUGUCAUCCUGGAGGGGCUCUUUGAGCCCAUUCCGGUGCGGCGAAAAGAAUUCGAAAGGAAUAUUAAACGGGAAUUCGCCAAAAUGAUUCAUAUUUUACAAGCCUAUUGCUUGAUAUCCACCGGCGUCAGAUUCUUCGCCACCAAUUCAAUCAAAGACAAGAAACGCACGAUCGCCCACACAUCCGGGAAUGCAUCGCUCAAAGAUAAUAUCGUGGAUGUGUUCGGGAGUAGACACUUCCAAUCCCUUCUGCCCAUCAAGGCCAAAUCGCCCAGUCCAGAAGAGUUAGAGUCGUUCGAGAUUCUGGAUCUUGAGCAAGAACCCGAAUUGAAAUUGGAGGGCUUCAUCUCCUCGUGUUCCCAUGGCUCGGGUCGUUCAUCGACGGAUCGACAGUUUUAUUUCAUCAACCACCGACCUUGUGAUCCCACCAAGAUUGCCAAAUUGGUCAAUGAUGUUUAUCAUCAGUUUAACCGACAUCAGUAUCCUUUCGUUGUUUUGAAUAUUCAACUGCCCAGAGAAUCCGUAGACAUUAAUGUGACACCAGAUAAGCGUCAGUUGCUCUUAGAACGUGAAAAAUAUCUCCUCGCUACCCUUCAAGCCUCCUUGAAGGCCAUGUUUGCCCGGAUUCCUGCCGAAAUUGAAACCGUAAGCCGAUUUAUUGAAAAGCGACCGUCUCGAGAAUCUUCCGAGAAAAUCAACCUUCAGAGCACCAUAACCGUUUGCAGAGACAACUGCUCGCUUAAAAGAUCCAGUCAAAGCUCCAAAAGCUUGCCUUUAAAACAAAUGAAAUUGGAAUCGGUAACAAAGCAAACACCGCCCGCGGUUCAAAUCGAUAAAAAAGGUUCAGAAUUGCAUUCAGAAGCCCCCUCCGCGGAGAUUUCAGAAGAAAAACGAAUUGUGAUAGAAAUCGAGGAUCACGGACAGAAGCCCAAACAAAGAAGAUCAAUUCAAGCGCAGUUUUGUCCGGAUCUGUCGACCAGGAACCUCCAAUUCAAAUGGGACCGCAAAAAGGAGGCUCAGGCGUCUUCUCAGUCGGGAAAGUUUCGCUCAUUUCUGGCUAAAAUCGCGCCUGAAGAUAACUCGCAAGCUGAACAAGAACUGGCCCGCCAUUUCGACCAAGGCAAUUUCAAAGAGAUGCAAAUCCUGGGCCAAUUCAAUCUCGGUUUCAUCAUCACCCGCUACGCUGACGACCUUUUCAUCGUGGAUCAACACGCAUCGGACGAAAAGUAUAAUUACGAAAAGCUACAAAAGGCCAAUAUCCUCGAAUCUCAGAACAUGGUGGUCGCCCAACCACUCGCACUCUCGGCCUCAGACGAAGGUAUUCUCCUGGAUAAUCUGGACGUUUUCGAGAAGAACGGCUUCGAAUUCGAGAUCGACCUCGAAGCUACCCAUGACCGCAUCAAACUCACUCGGAUUCCGCAUUACCGCAACUGGAUCUUUGGCCAAUCCGAAGUGGAAGAACUGAUAUUCAUGCUCACAGAUGCUCCCCCGGAAAAGCGGUUAUGUCGACCCAGUCGGGUGCAGGCAAUGUUCGCUUCACGGGCUUGUCGGACCAGUGUCAUGAUCGGAACUGCAUUGAAUGCCCACGAGUUGAGACGCAUCGUGUAUCAUAUGGGUGAGAUGGAUCAACCGUGGCAUUGCCCGCACGGGCGACCCACGAUGCGGCAUCUAAUAAACUUGAACAUGAUUCAAUAAUGGGAUAGUCAGAAGCGUCUCUACUGGAUCUUUCGUUUAUUGGCUUCUCAAAAGUUGUGGCAGCUCCGGGGUCGGGGUGCUACGUAUGAUGUUAAAAAGUAGGGUUUGAGCCCCGACGUGGUACGCCCAAUCGAGAGGGAGGCCAGGCAUUAACACACUACGAGACGAAUUCUUAGAGGCUGAUGAGAGUCUUCCCUUACAACUUCACGGGGAAGGUGUUGUUCUCCAAUUGCUCGUCCCACUUCUCGAUCCAGCCAGUGGGACAGAGGAAUUUGUAGUUCCGCUCAAAGAACUGGCACGGUUUGUAGUCCUCACCGCGCAGCCGCA